Astyanax mexicanus (Mexican tetra) is the source of this 1095-nucleotide messenger RNA. RefSeq names its product granzyme K-like. The transcript has 5 exons. The coding region runs from base 94 to 906 and encodes 270 amino acids. The record is from RefSeq and is a predicted model, not a curated record. Gene Ontology annotation, molecular function: serine-type endopeptidase activity. Gene Ontology annotation, biological process: proteolysis. Lineage: Eukaryota; Metazoa; Chordata; Actinopteri; Characiformes; Acestrorhamphidae.
GUAGCGACGGUUUCCUCCAGCUUUGAAGAUCCACCUCGCUGUUCCUCCACAUCCAGCUUCUUCUGUACUUCUCUAAAGAUCUGAUUAAACACGAUGUUUAAUCACAGCCAAAACCGUAUUUUAUUUACUUCUGUUCUCCUCUUCAUCUGUUUAGGAGCAGCUGCCUGCAUGAACGUCUCUAUCGUAGGAGGUCGCGAGGUGAAGAAGGUGAAGCCGUGGAUGGUUUCCAUCCAAAACCAGGCUCAUCAUAUCUGUGGGGGAACUCUGAUUCACCAGCAGUGGGUUCUGACUGCUGCACACUGUAAAGAGGGAUUAAAGUCUUACCAGUCAGUGACGGUCCUGCUGGGUGCUCUGUCUCUGACAAACAGCAAAAACACUCAGCGAAUCGGAGUCCUCGAGUACCACACCCCAAAAACAUUCAACUGGGACACCAAGGCAGAUGACAUCAUGAUGUUGAAGCUCAAAUCAAAGGUCAAGCUUAAUAAAAAGACUGUUGAUGUGAAGACGAUCCCUAAAUCACAGCAGAAGAUUCCAGAUGGCACCAAAUGUGAAGUGAUGGGAUGGGGAAGCACUGUGGCCAAUGCAGCCGUUCGGAAAGCGAGUGAUGUACUGCGAGAGGUGGAGGUCACGGUGUUGAACAGGGAACUGUGCGGCUGCUACUACAACAGCAAUCCAGUCAUCACAGAGGACAUGCUGUGUGCAGGAAACAAGCAGCAGAACAGAGAUGCAUGCCAGGGGGAUUCUGGAAGUCCUCUGGAAUGCAAGAAAAGCCUCGUGGGUUUGGUUUCAGGUGGAACUGGAUGCGGGAAUCCCAAGAAACCUGGAGUCUACACGUUCCUUUCCAAGAAACAUCUUCUGUGGAUCAAAAGUGUGCUGAAAAAGCACUGGAACAGCACAACUCUGUAACUGUAAAAUAUGACAUCUUUAAUACGAACCUGCAGGUCAUGGUGAGAUAAGUAUAGUGAAUAUAAUACACAGUAUGAAGCUGCAGUGCUUAUAUGUUACAGUUUAUUAUCUUUACAUACUGUACAGGUGGUCUAUUCUAGAAUCGUGGGUACAUUUUAAGAUUUGAUGCAUCAGUUAGCCAUUUAAACC